This is a messenger RNA of Emiliania huxleyi CCMP1516, 1179 nucleotides long. RefSeq lists its product as hypothetical. The coding region runs from base 1 to 1179 and encodes 392 amino acids. The record is from RefSeq and is a predicted model, not a curated record. NCBI's taxonomy places the organism in Eukaryota, Haptophyta, Isochrysidales, Noelaerhabdaceae. The transcript is spliced from 7 exons.
AUGAGCGACGGCCGACCCUAUCCCUGGCUGAGCCAGCAGCAGGAGGGCAGCUGGACUGAGGCGCGCUACCUCAUCUACCAGCCUUUUGGCGGCCUGUGCAACCAGCUGGCGUGCCUCGAGUGUGCGGUGGCACUCGCCCGCGCGACUGGCCGCACGCUCGUGCUGCCUCGCUGGCGCGCCCAGUACGGCCAGCCGUGGCUCUCGGAGGGCUCCGACUACUUUGACCUCUCGCCGCUCUCCCGCAUCGUGCGCUGCGCCACCCUCGACCAGUUUGCGGCCGCGCGGGCGGGGAGCGGCGACGGGGAGGGAGUGGCCCUGGUGAGGCUCCACCUUUGCUUCAAUCCGGCCUGGGCCGACGCCCGCGGCUGGGAGCUCUUCCCGGAGCUGCGCUCGCUGCUGGCCAACCUCGAGUACCUGCGAGAGGUCGACGCCGCCGCCGGACUCCGCCUCGGCAUCGCGGCCGGCAGCGCCGCCGAGAGGAGGAGAUGGAGCGGCGUCGAGGCCGAGCGGUCGCUCGAGCUGCCGCAGCCCCUGCGGGGCGCCCGCGAAGUCGCUGCGGCGUUCGGCGACGCGGCGCAGAGCGUACUCGCCCUCGACCACUCGUUCUGUGCCGCCGCACUGCCCUCGCUGCUCGACGCGGGGGAGCGCGCGCUGCUGCUGCAGGCGCUGCGCCCGAGCCCGCGGAUCCGCGCAAAGGCGGAGGGCUGCCUCGCCGCCGCUCGGCGGCCGUGCCUGGCGGCGCACAUUGCGCGCCCAUGCGGCCGUGCUUGGCGGCGCAUGCUCGCCGAGCUGACGGGCGACCCUCGCCUCUGGCCCGCCAUCGGCAGUGUCGCGUCGCAGAUUGGCGCGCUGCUCGAGGGCCGGCAGCUGGCCUCCUGGCUCGUCGCCCUAGACGCAGAAAAGAAGAAAAACACGGGUCCGCGAAACCGAAAGUAUGAUGGCUCCAAGCACUGGAAGCAGAACCCGACCAGCGCUCGGGAGGACACGGACUCCGCUGCCUCCCGCCGCAUUUGGGGGCAUUUGGCGCUGGCGGCGCUCUCCUCGCUGCCGCGGCGGGCAGAGGCGGUCCUGCAGACUGCGGAGAGAGGCGAGGACGCCGUCGCCGUCGCGCUGGCCGACCUGUGGGCGUGCGUGUGCGCCGACUUCUUUCCGGACGGGGCACACCCGGCACAUCUGUAG